GUUACGCGGCCCUUUGAAGAGGCAGUCAUGGUGCCAUCGUCAUCAAUGGUGUAUUCGGCGGAGAUGUUGUCCUGGAGGAAGAGUCCCUCUGGGUCUUUCUUCUGCUGAGCAUACCAUUUGCCUGCAUACUACAAGGACACAAAGAGCGUUCAAAGGAGGACGUGGGUCAGUUUCAGCUGUGGGCUCAGGCUUUGAUGCAGGUCACCUGAUCAGUUUUACUAGAGCAGAUCCUGAUUCACCUUCAACACUAUUAGGAAAACACCUUGCUGAUGACAGUUAGAUUGGACACGGGUUGCCCCUGCUGUGGCAGGCGUCUCAUCUCACGAUUUCUCUUUUUCUCAACCAUUUGAGGAUUAUAUGCUGUAAAUUUUCAGUUGUUUUGUCCUGAAAACUCUUUUGAACUCUUAUUACUUGGCCAUUACCUGCCAGUACUGGGACUGGGCCAGAAGAUCCCAAGAUGAGUGUCCAAAAGGAAGACGUGGAGAAGUUCCUGGAUGGAAACCCAAAUUUUGCCAGGAGCUAUUUUGACAAAAAAGCUCAAACUGGUGCCGUGGCCUCGAUCUUGCGAAUACCAGAGUCGAAAGUGGAUGUGGACACUUUUAAGGAGAUAAGCUCGAUAGAGGAGGGAGCGAUAUUCUACGAUCUCAUUACAGACAUGCAGGAGAACGUCAAUAUGGAGAAGGUGAUUUUUAAGAUUCUGCAGAGAGUCAGCGCUCUGAUCCACGCCGACCGGUGUAGCCUGUUCAUGUAUCGACAACGGAACGGCAUCGCCGAGCUGGCUACACGUCUCUUCAAUGUUAAUAAAGAUUCUGAGCUCGAUGACUGUGUGGUGCCUCCAGACUCUGAGAUCGUCUUCCCUCUGGACAUCGGUAUUGUAGGACAUGUGGCUCAAACCAAGAAGCCCAUCAAUGUGAAGGAUGUUACACAGGAUAGUCACUUCAGCACAUUCGUUGACGAACUUACUGAAUACACCACACGCAACAUCUUGGCCACGCCCAUUAUGAAUGGCAAGGACAUAGUAGCCGUCAUCAUGGCAGUCAACAAGACUAAUGGACCCUAUUUCACAGAUGAAGAUGAGGAUCUUUUUUUAAAGUAUCUGAAAGUUGGCUCUCUGAACCUGAAGAUUUUUCAUCUGAGCUACCUUCAUAACUGUGAAACACGCAAAGGACAGCUGCUGUUGUGGUCAGCUAACAAGGUGUUUGAAGAGCUCACAGACAUUGAACGACAGUUUCACAAAGCUUUGUACACCGUGCGAGCAUACCUCAACUGUGACAGGUACUCUGUGGGGCUGCUGGACAUGACCAAGGAAAAGGAGUUCUUUGAUAUUUGGCCGGUGUUGAUGGGAGAGCAGGCACCUUAUUCUGGCCCUGUAACUCCAGACGGAAGGGAAGUCAUUUUCUACAAAGUUAUUGAUUAUAUUUUGCACGGAAAAGAGGACAUCAAGGUCAUACCAAAUCCACCUGCAGAUCAUUGGGCUUUAUCUAGUGGAUUACCCACAUAUGUAGCAGAAAGUGGAUUUAUUUGCAACAUCAUGAAUGCAGCAGCGGAGGAAAUGUUCAACUUUCAGACGGAAGCUCUGGAUGGCAGUGGAUGGACCAUCAAGAAUGUGCUCUCCCUGCCAAUUGUCAACAAAAAAGAAGAAAUUGUUGGUGUUGCAACUUUCUACAACAGGAAGGAUGGCAAACCAUUUGAUGACCAUGAUGAACAACUCAUGGAGGCUUUGACACAGUUUCUGGGCUGGUCGGCCCUCAACACAGACACCUACGACAAAAUGAAUAAGCUGGAGAACAGGAAGGACAUCGCCCAAGACAUGGUGCUGUACCAUGUCAAAUGUCGAGAUGAUGAGAUUCAAGAUAUCCUUAAAACAAGAGAAUAUUUUGACAGAGAGCCAAGAGAUUGUGAGGAGGACGAGCUUUUGGAGAUUCUGAAAAAAGAGCUGCCUGGCCCAAAAAAGUUUGAGAUCUACGCUUUCCAUUUUUCAGACUUUGACUGCACUGAACUGGAGCUUGUAAAGUGUGGGAUCCAGAUGUACUAUGAAGUUGGAGUGGUUAGAAAGUUUCAGAUCCCUCAGGAGGUUUUGGUGAGAUUCAUGUACUCAGUCAGCAAAGGCUACAGGAAAAUCACCUACCACAACUGGCGCCAUGGCUUCAAUGUUGGGCAAACCAUGUUCACUUUACUCACGACAGGCAAACUGAAGCGGUAUUACUCAGAUUUGGAGGUGAUGGCCAUGAUCACUGCUGGCUUCCUACAUGAUAUCGACCACAGAGGCACAAAUAAUCUCUACCAAGUGAAGUCCCAAAAUCCUCUAGCCAAGCUGCAUGGAUCCUCCAUUCUGGAAAGGCAUCACUUGGAAUUUGGCAAAUUCUUGCUAGGCGAAGAGACAUUAAACAUCUUCCAAAACCUCAACAGAAGACAAACAGAGCACGUCUUCCACCUCAUUGAUAUUGCCAUUAUCGCAACUGAUCUUGCCUUGUACUUCAAAAAGAGGACAAUGUUCCAGAAAAUUGUGGAUCUCUCUGAGACAUAUGAAGAGGAGAAGAAAUGGGUGGACUUUAUGUCCCUUGAAACAACAAGGAAAGAAAUUGUAAUGGCGAUGAUGAUGACAGCGUGUGAUCUCUCAGCUAUCACAAAGCCAUGGGAAGUGCAGAGCAAGGUUGCCCUCUCUGUAGCAGCUGAAUUCUGGGAGCAGGGUGAUCUUGAGAGGACUGUUCUUGAGCAGCAGCCCAUCCCCAUGAUGGACAGGAACAAAGCUGCAGAGCUGCCAAAGCUUCAGUGUGGUUUUAUCGACUUUGUCUGUACUUUUGUCUACAAGGAGUUCUCUCGUUUCCACAAGGACAUUCAGCCAAUGUAUGAUGGCAUUCUGAACAACCGGAUGCAUUGGAAAGCAAGGCAGGAGGAAUAUGAGGCAAAGCUAAAGGCAAUGGAGGAGGCAGCUAAAGCCAAACAGGAAGCCAACAACGCUGCAAAUUCCAACAGCACCAGUGGAUCAGGAUCAGGGUCCAAGACCUGCUCCAUCUGCUAGAGAAAAAACAACUGUACAGAGGGCAGGGCAGCUCGAGAUGCAACCUAGCCUCUAAGCAUUACGUCAAUCAAAUGUGGGGAUGCAACCUCACCACCAGCAUCCCCAAGGAUCUAAUCAAGAGUGAGUGGGAAAACACUAUCAAUGCAUUAUAUGCUAUCAGCAAGCCACAAGACCACCUGCUAACCAAAACACACGUUGGAUCUUGCCUACAGUUAGUAUUACUGUUCCAUUGUGUAUAUUUUGGGUCAUAGUGUUUGGUUUAAGCAUUUUCAUUGGAUGGUAAUCAGUUUCAAUUAAUCACAUUGCAGGAAUAAUCAGAGGUUAAUAUUGCAAAUUCUGAUUUAUAAGAUGAAAACAUUUCCCUCAACCAAUCAAAAAUAUUAGCAUCAUCUAUAAAUUAUUUUUUCUGGAUUGUGUUUCAUUUAGUUCCUCACUGGUGAUCGGUUGCUAUUUAAUAUCAAGCAGGUCCAUGACAAGUUCACACGUGUGUGUAAUCAAAUAAUUAUGUACAAAAAGUUAUUGUACUUUAAAAAUAACUUUUUCUCCAUUUUGUAAUUGCAAUAAUGUUCCAUUUAGUGUCACGUGCUACUUUCCUUGAACAUAAAGGCCAUUAUAUGAGUGAUAUGCAUUUUUACGACAUUCAUUCCCUCUAAAAGUGAUCACAUUGUACAGCUUAGAAGCUAGCUUUCAGAUUGCUAAACGUAAGAAUUUUAUUUGACUUCGGUAGGUGAGACUUUAGUGUGCAAUAAAAUAUAGCUUCUGCUAAGCAAGAUAUGAGUACAAUGGUGGUCAACAUGUAUAAAGACUGGGUUUAAAGUUAUAGUUGUUUUUAUUUCUGACAGGAAAUGCGCAAUUGUCCUUCAGACUUAUUUACAUCAAGUGCUGUCAUGGGUGUUUUUUUUACUGAGCAAUGUCCCGUUACUCCGUUUCUCCACUGUUGGGACAUGCGUUCACAGAGAAAACUAAUUCCAGUGGCCUUGAUACCAUUCAUCUGUUGAGUUCUCAGCUGACCUGUCAUCACACCGAACCUUGACAAGUCUGUGAUUAAAUUCACGAAGGUAUUCAGAUUCGGGCAUAUUUUUUCCCUUUUAUGUCUGACUUUUAUAGGAAACAAGUUUCUCUUUCACUGGUUGUCUGUAAAACAUCUUGAAAACAUCAGUUGUGAAUCUAAUUGUGUCAAUAUACGUAAAAUAUUCAUGAAGUACGACUUUACAUAGUUUUAAAGGAAAUACUAUGAAGGUGCGUUUUAGCGCACUUCAUGAACUGUACGUGCUUAUUAUACAGAGCCGCUGCUUCUGAUUCACAGAUAAUAAAGGUUUAAUUUAAGUAGUGAAGUUUCAGGCAGUAGAGAAGAAUUGAUUGAUGUGUCAGAACUGACAGUGGGGGCCCGGUUUUUAGACUUGUUUGACACAAAUGUGAUUUACUUGCAGAGCAAGUUUCAUCAUUGUUUUUGACAAGAAUUUGAUUAUUUUGAUUCAUCUUCAAAUAUGAUGCUCUCCAACCAUCCACAAUGCAGCAUCAAACAUGGGUGAUUCCAAUAAAAUUGGUAAAAAUGUAAAGCUUCACUUUGUAUGCUCAAUACCAUGACAAUUAAAGCAUAUAUUUUUAUGAACUUUGUGUUUUUUAUACACAUACUUAGAUGACCAUUUCAAAUAAUUUUUUUUUUUUAACAUUUCUAUCCAUCAAAGAAUCCUGAAAAAUGCAUCCAGAAAAAUAUUAAGCAGAAGAACAAGUGUUUUCAACAUUGAUGAUAAUUAGAAAUGUUUCUUGAGGAGCAAAUCAACAUAUUAGAAUGAUUUCUGAAGGAUCAUGUGACACUGAAGACUGGAGUAAUGGUGCUGAAAAUUCAGCUUUGCCAUCACAGGAAUGAAAAAAAUCUUACCAAGCUCAAACUUGUGAAUGGCAUCACAUAAAAGCAAUAACAAUAGUAAUCUGAGAGGAUUUGAUUCUCUUCACACAUCUGCUCAGUGACUCACUCGAUAAGAAAGCCUCUUAUCCCAUGAGAACUAUCAGCAGUUUCCACCCUUCCCUUCCUAGAUGACUAGGUGUCAUCUGCAAAGAUUAUCUGAACAGCUACACAUCCCUACAUAUUCCAUUUCACAAUAAAUCCUCUGACAAUAUUCUUACAAGACUUUCCAUGUUUUUGUCUCUGUUAAGGCUCAUUCACACAAAGAGCAAUAACUAGAACAAUAAAUAUAUAGUUCUAAAAAUCAUUCUGAAUAUAAAAGAAUAGAAGAGUCCACCACAACCAUAACGGUAACAGCACAGAGGAGUGAUCUCAUUGGAGUCACUUUCAGAAUGAUUUUUUUUUUCCAGCUGAUGAACGAUAAAAACAAUGACAGCCAAUCAGAAUCCAUCCCGCUUUAAAGAGCUCGAGCAGUUAAAGCAGCAGACAACAAAACUCAGUGUGCGCUUAUAAUAAACAGAGCGUUAUCGUCCGCUGGUGUGGACGCCAAUAUAGUUAUCGUUCUUGGUGUGAACGGGCCUUUAUACUCUUAGCAUUUCUGGGAUUCAGAUAAACUCUGAAGAAAUGUUGUGUAUAAAUUAAGGAAAGCAGUUUUGAGACAUCUAAACAAAUGUAUAUCUUGCUUUUUCAAAUAGUUAAUGAAGUGUAGCACUGCAGCUAAGUAGCUGUGAAGCAUUUGUACAAAAUCAGCACUUGUACUGUAUUGGCUUGACCUAAAUCCUGGGAUUUAUGGUAAACCAUGGUCAGGUUAUACAACUGUCCUCCCUCUAUAAAUGUCACUACAGCAAUGCAGAAAAGACAG
Molecule: messenger RNA, 5790 nt
Organism: Ctenopharyngodon idella (grass carp)
Lineage: Eukaryota; Metazoa; Chordata; Actinopteri; Cypriniformes; Xenocyprididae
Gene: pde6b
Product: phosphodiesterase 6B, cGMP-specific, rod, beta
Biological process (GO): signal transduction; retina development in camera-type eye
Cellular component (GO): photoreceptor outer segment membrane
Molecular function (GO): 3',5'-cyclic-nucleotide phosphodiesterase activity; protein binding
Source: RefSeq, a predicted model, not a curated record